Biomphalaria glabrata is the source of this 524-nucleotide messenger RNA. RefSeq names its product DNA polymerase epsilon subunit 4-like. The transcript is spliced from 4 exons. Lineage: Eukaryota; Metazoa; Mollusca; Gastropoda; Planorbidae. Gene Ontology annotation, cellular component: epsilon DNA polymerase complex; nucleus. Gene Ontology annotation, molecular function: protein heterodimerization activity. The coding region runs from base 60 to 470 and encodes 136 amino acids. The record is from RefSeq and is a predicted model, not a curated record.
AUACAUUGUCUAGUUGGCAACAGAAAUUAAAAAGUUGGAUUUUUGUGCCGUAAACAACAAUGGCGGGAGUUCAAGAAAGUAUAGAUCUUUUUACAAAUAAAGAUAUCGAUCAAGAAGAAUAUACUGAAACAGAAAUUACAGAACAGGCAGAAGUUGAAAUUCAUUCCACCGAAGCUACAGAUCUUGGUCAACCUGGAAUAGAACCUCAAGAAAAGCUGAUCAAACUGCCCUUGUCACGAAUAAGGAGUAUCAUAAAAACCGAUACCGACGUAAAAAUUGCCAGUCACGAAGCUGUUGUUACCUUAGCCAAAGCAGCAGAACUCUUUAUUCAGAGCUUAGCUUCUGAGGCUGCUACAAGAACUAUCAGAGAAAAAAGAAAAAUUGUAUUAAGGAAACAUUUAGAUACAGUGUUUGAAACUAAAGACUGUUAUUCUUUCUUAGAAGGAGUGUUGGAAAGCUUUCAGGAUUAAAUAUUUAUUUUUUGUAGAUGUUACUCUUGUAAAUAAAAUAUUUUUGUAAAUAGU